Pygocentrus nattereri (red-bellied piranha) is the source of this 2631-nucleotide messenger RNA. Its product is annotated as stonustoxin subunit beta-like. The record is from RefSeq and is a predicted model, not a curated record. Gene Ontology annotation, molecular function: carbohydrate binding; protein binding. NCBI's taxonomy places the organism in Eukaryota, Metazoa, Chordata, Actinopteri, Characiformes, Serrasalmidae. The transcript is spliced from 8 exons. The coding region runs from base 86 to 2500 and encodes 804 amino acids.
AGGACAACAGGCAACAACAGAAGAACAGAAGCCUUUCUUACAUUUAUCUGCCUGCGCACUUCAAUAAAGAAACUUCCAGAAAGUCAUGGAGCCUAAAACGAUUGAAAUGGCAGCCCUGGGAAGGGCCCUGUAUCCUGGCAUGCUGUACGACUGCCGCAGAGAUUCUUUCAUUCCAGGUGUUACUCUAUGGGAUAAACAGUCUUUGUCCAAGGAUUUGGAUGUGCAUCGACAGCCCAAGACUGAUCUGAAAUUUGUUGCUUCUGACUCACUCCGGGAUAAGACCAGCGUCCUUGAUGUCAGCGCCUCCCUCAAAGCCAGCUUUCUGGGUGGUUUAGUGGAGGUUGGAGGCUCAGCCAAAUACUUGAGUGACAAGAAGUCCUCAGAUCGUCAGUCUAGAGUUACUAUGCAGUAUAGCCAGACAACAAGAUUUGAGCAACUUACUAUGACCCAGCUGGGCAAAAUCUCCUACCCUGAUGUGUUUGAGCAGAAGACCGCCACUCAUGUUGUUACAGCUGUACUGUAUGGAGGUCAGGCCUUUAUGGUGUUUGACAAAGCAGUGUCAGAGAAAGAGGACAAACAAGAGGUUGAGGGAAAUCUAAGGGUAAUGGUUAAGAAGAUCCCUUUAUUUUCCAUAGAGGGGGAAGGAGCUCUAAAGAUGAAUGAGUAUGAGAAAAAAAUGGCUGAUAAUAUCAGCUGUACAUUUUAUGGUGACUAUGAGCUCCAGGAGAACCCCACUACAUACAUGGAAGCCUUGCAGCUUUACAAGAAGCUGCCAUCUUUGCUGAGGCAGAGGGAGAAUGAUGCUGUGCCUGUGAGGGUUUGGCUCCAUCCCCUGGCACGUUUCGACAGUAAAGCAGCUAAGCUGGAGAGAGAAAUUGGAGAAACACUUGUAGCUAAAGUUGAAGGCUUGUUGGAGGAGCUGGGAGAUGCAGAGAGGAGAUGCAGUGAUCUGGGUCAGAACACAACAAUAAGUGAUUUCCAGGAUGUGAGAGAAAGGCUGAAAACAUUUCAGGAAUCAUUUGGUAUCUACAAAGUGUUGUUACGAAAAGCUCUGGCCACUGUCCUUCCUGCUAUUCGGGGUGGGCAGGCACAAGACAGUUCACUGGCUGACAUUCUGACUGCCCAUGCCAACUCCCCCUUUAGGGCUAGCAAGCUAAAGCAGUGGUUAGAGAAUGUUAAUGGUGAAGUAGAUGUGCUGAGUUCCUACACCAGGGAACUGAAUGAAGUCCCGGUAAUCACAUCCUCAGCCAAGUUCAACAGCAUCCUCUUCAAUCCCACGGUGGACACAGUCAUAUGCUUCUCCUUCACUUCUGUGAAGUAUGAAGAUAAAUAUCUACAAACCAUUACAGAGUUCCUGAGAGCAGAUCCUUUUGAGAAGCAAUCAACAGUUCAGAAAUCAAGUGACCAAGACAUCCAGCCUUGGUUCAGCAAUCCUGAAAUAUCUAAGAAGAUGAAAGAGAACCUUUGCCUCUUCAAAAGUUUUUUUAAUGCCAAUAAGGAUAAGAAGACAACCAGGUUUGUCAUUUCAUCAAUCUCAGACCCCUCCAAUCCUGGCAUCUCCAUCCGCCUGUAUAAACAAGAGAAAGUGGAUGACCGCUUUCAACCAGUGUCCAAGCCUCCUGCUCCCAGUGUGGACAUUCAGAAUAAGAAUGUGAUUCUGAAACUUCAGAAGUCCCCAACUGGAGUCACAACGCGGUACAGAGUGGAAUACGGAGUAACACAGCCCGAUGCUUCAGGAGCUGAUGGUGGCACUUGGGAGACCAUAGACACUCCAGAUACAAAGGAAACCUUCAUAUUAAGUGGACUGCAGCUGGCCAACCAAUGCUGGGUCCGGUACAGAGCAGUCAGUGAUGUGGGAGUGAGUGAAGUCAGUGAAUCUGUCCAGUUCUCCCUCCAAGGGAAGGUCACCGUUCCAUUGGGCAAGUCAUGGAACUGGAUCUCUUCCUCCCUCAUUAAUGAACUAAGGAAGAAAAUAAUGACCAACUUGGGCGUCUCAUGGUGGAGUCUGUCGACAAUCAUGUCAGAAGUUUCGAAUCAGCUCAGCAAUAUUGCCUUACCCUAUGUGGGACCACUCAGUGGAGGGCUGAAAGUAGGACUGGCUUUGUUCUUCCAAGGUGUUGUUCCUUCAGAUUCUGAUAGCUUCACAAUAAAUCUGAAGGCUGGGCAAAGAGAAGGAGAUGACAUCGCAUUCCACUUCAACCCCCGUGUUGGGACACCCUCUGUUGUGCGCAACACCUUCAGAAACGGGCAGUGGCAGAAUGCAGAAGAGACCUCAGGGGGCCCAUUUGUGAAAGGAGGAGCCUUUGAUUUGUUCAUGGUUGUUAAACCAGAAGGAUAUGAGGUAAUUGUGAAUGGGUACGUCUUCUGUAUGUACUGGCACCGUAUGCCAGUGGAGAGCGUGUCUGCGCUUAAUAUCCGUGGAGAUGUUUUCAUGACCAACUUUGGCCUCAUUGAAGUGGACAACGUUAAAAUGAAGGUCACCAUGCCUGCCCAUAUUUGAGGAUACUAAUCAUCUCCAUUAAGUUUGUUUUUUCUUUGUUAUACUCAAGUAUCUAAAUGAUGAUCUUGUAGUAUUCCCUGUUCUGCAUAACAUUAUGACCACCUCCUUGUUUCUAUUCUCAUUAUCCAUUU